Messenger RNA from Xenopus laevis (African clawed frog), 2151 nucleotides. RefSeq names its product regulator of chromosome condensation 1 S homeolog (gene rcc1.S). Gene Ontology annotation, molecular function: guanyl-nucleotide exchange factor activity. Bases 157 to 1467 code for a protein of 436 amino acids. Gene Ontology annotation, cellular component: cytoplasm. NCBI's taxonomy places the organism in Eukaryota, Metazoa, Chordata, Amphibia, Anura, Pipidae. The record is from RefSeq and is a predicted model, not a curated record. The transcript is spliced from 10 exons.
UUCUGAAGAUGCCUCACAAGGAAACUUCAGGUGACUUAGGAAAGCCGAAACAAUCGGAGUGCCACCCUGCAGGCGUUUUUCAUUCUAGCUGGCGGGAAGGAGAGAUUAGUCGCCCGAAGAAGAGCCGAUUUGUACCCUCAUGUGCCACCACCCUAAAUGGAAAUGAAAGAAAUUUGGAAGCAAAAGACAGAACUCUACUGCACUAUGAAAAGCAAAAAGAGUUUGAAGAGAGCUAUUGCAGCUGAAGAAAGCAAUGGAACUUCCGAUGUUAAGAAAACAAAAGUCACUCAUCCAUCACAUGGCAUAGUUAGCGGCCAGGUAUUAACCCUUGGACAGGGAGAUGUAGGGCAGCUGGGGCUUGGAGAAGAUGUGAUGGAGAGGAAAAAACCUGCCCUGGUUACCCUUCCUGAGGACAUAGUACAAGCAGCAGCUGGGGGAAUGCACACUGUUUGCCUUGGAGCUUCUGGAAGUAUAUACACCUUUGGGUGCAAUGAUGAGGGUGCACUGGGUCGUGAUACCUCUGAGGAAGGAUCAGAAAUGCAGCCUGACAAGGUGGAGCUUGUAGAAAAAGUGGUGCAGGUGUCUGCAGGAGACAGUCAUACAGCUGCUUUGACAGAAGAUGGCAGAGUGUUUGUCUUUGGAUCAUUUAGGGAUAAUAAUGGUGUUAUUGGAUUACUGGAACCUAUGAAGAAAAGCAUGGUGCCUGUUCAAGUGCAAAUAAAUGCACCAGUAAUGAAAAUCGCCUCUGGUAAUGAUCAUCUUGUAUUGCUUACGGUGGAUGGUGACCUAUACACAUCAGGAUGCGGAGAGCAGGGUCAGCUGGGACGAGUUCCAGAGAGAUUCACCAAUCGGGGAGGGCGCAAAGGGCUAGAAAGACUGUUAGUUCCACAAUGUAUUCACCUGAAGGCAAAGGGAAGCGGGCGUGUGCAUUUCCAGGAUGUGUUUUGUGGGGCAUACUUCACCUUUGCAGUGUCCCAAGAAGGCCAUGUAUAUGGCUUUGGUCUUUCAAAUUACCAUCAGCUUGGAACAAAAACGACUCAAUCCUGCUAUGCACCGCAAAACUUAACCUCCUUUAAAAACUCCACUAAGUCCUGGGUCGGAUUCUCUGGAGGGCAACAUCACACCAUUUGUGUGGAUUCUGAAGGGAAGGCUUAUAGUCUGGGCCGUGCAGAAUAUGGCAGACUUGGUCUUGGAGAAAAUGCAGAAGAACAGAAUGAGCCCACCCCAGUUCCUAACCUGCCGAAGAUUAAAUCUGUAGCAUGUGGAGCAUCUGUCAGCUAUGCUGUGUCUACUGAUGGUGGUGUGUUUGCCUGGGGCAUGGGUACAAACCUGCAGCUAGGUACUGGUGAAGAAGAGGAUGUCUGGAGUCCCGAGCAGAUGACUGGGAAACAACUUGAAGACCGGGAGGUUCUGUCUAUAUCCGGUGGAGGUCAGCACACUGUCCUUUUAGUGAGGAAAAGAAGCUGACCACAUCUACCUGCCAAUAACACUUAUCAACCAAGUCAGCAUGUGUGGAGUGUAGCAUCAUUGCCGCAAUCCUCUCUUUUGCACAACAUAGAAACAUUUUAAUAAGUCCAUAAUAAAUAACAACUUUUGUGGAGCUGUCCCUUCUGGCACCAUUUUGUUCCUGUGUGUCAUCCAACAUAACCAAAAAUGUUUCUGACUUUACCCUCUGCAUGACUCUUGUUUUAUUUCUGAGUCUGUUGCUUUUAAGUCUUAAAUUUUUUUUUUUUUUUUGUGGAACCAUCUCGCCCUCUUCUGGAGGUUUGACUUUUAGCUUCUUUCUCAAGAUCUACUUUUUCUGUUUGGUGAGCAUUGAACUUACAUCUGUAAAAAAUGAAUUUGCAGGCCAAGCACUCCUGCUUUUAUCUCUUCCCCUUUCUCGCUGGCUCACUCCCUUUCCCCAACCUCUAUCUGGGGCUUAUUAUAACUGUUAGAUAAUGAUUUUAUUUUUAAAAACCCUCUCCCAUUACAAACAAAUUGCAUAUUUAUUUUGAAUUGAGCUGUGAUUUUCUGUACAGACAGACAUGUAUUACUCUGGGAAAUUUUUCUGGUUCUUGUAAACAAUAGAGCAAAUCUAUUUUGAUUUUAUGGGGACAUAAAACACAUUUUAUCUGUUUUUGGAAUAAAUUUGUUUUUCAUAAAAUUUAA